This is a messenger RNA of Aegilops tauschii subsp. strangulata, 1500 nucleotides long. The record is from RefSeq and is a predicted model, not a curated record. NCBI's taxonomy places the organism in Eukaryota, Viridiplantae, Streptophyta, Magnoliopsida, Poales, Poaceae.
AACUUGGUAGUGGUGAUGCUGAAGCGGUUCGCGCCUAUUUUGUCAAAAUGCAAUCUCCCAAUCCAAAAAAAAAUUAGUGUCAUGGAUGUUGAUGAUGAAUCCCGACUUAGGAAUGUUUUUUGGGUUGAUGCCAGAAGUAGAGCAGUGUAUGAGUCUUUUCAUGAUGUCAUUACUUUUGAUUUGACAUAUUUGAUGAACAAAUAUGAUAUGCCUUUUGCUUGUUUUGUUGGUGUGAAUCAUCAUGGCCAUUCAGUGCUACUUGGGUGUGCUUUAUUAUCAAAUGAAGAUACUGCAACAUUUGUCUGGUUAUUGCAAGCAUGGCUUACAUGUAUGUCAAACCGUCGACCAAAAGCAAUUAUAACUGAUCAAGCAAAAGCAAUUCUGAAUGGCGUGGAAGAAGUUUUCCCAGAAUCUCGAUACAGAUGGUGCUUGUGGCACAUAAUGAAAAAGAUACCCGAGAAGUUGGGUGGAUAUGAGGAAUAUGAUCACAUAAAGGUUGCCAUUAGCAACGCAGUUUAUGAUUCAUUAACAAUUACAGAGUUUGAAGUUGCUUGGAUUCAUAUGCUUGAGAAGUAUUGUCUUGGUGAUAAUGAAUGGCUUAAAGGGCUUUAUGAACAUCAACACCGCUGGGUUCUAGCAUUUGUGAAAGAUGCCUUCUGGGCAGGUAUGUCUACUACACAAUGCAGUGAGAGUAUGAAUGCCUUCUUUGAUGGAUAUGUUAAUGCAAAAACUACAUUGAAGCAUUUUGUUACCCAAUAUGAGAAUGCUCUUCGUGAUAAAGUUGAGAAGGAGAAUAUUGUUGAUUUUAAUUCCUUCUAUUCAACUAUACCUUCUAUCACACGCUUUGACAUCGAGAAGCAAUUUCAGUCAGCCUAUACAAAUUCGAAGUUCAAAGAAUUUCAAGAAGAGCUAACAGACAUUAUGUAUUGUGAUCAAAAGUUAAUACAAAAGGAAGGGGCAAUAGUAACAUAUGAAAUAACCGAGGAUGUGUUAAUUGACAAGGAAAAAGGAUGGAGAAAAGAUAUUGUGUACCAUGUAUAUUUCAAUGAGGAAGAGUUUGAAGUUAAGUGUUCAUGUCACCGCUUUGAGUUCAGAGGUAUUCUCUAUAGGCAUAUCUUAUGUGUGCUCACUCACAUGAAAAUGAAGGAGGUUCCUCCACAAACAUCCAUGAUCGGUGGAAAAAGAAUGUGAAAAGAAAGCAUAACUUUAUCAGAUGCACAUAUGGCGGCAUGGAAGACACACCUGUUGCAAAACGCUUUCAUAGAUUGUGUCAUUAGAUAAUGCUUUGAUAGAUUUUCAUUUGUUCUUUGUAGUUAACAGAUUUGUAAUUUGAAGCAGAGUCAGGAAGGUGUUUAUUUGCAAGGUGGAGCUUGUAGUAGCAUACCUCAGGUAUCUUUGGAUAUCAUCUUUUUAUUUAUAGUACACUUGAGAAUCCAUGUCAUUAUAUGAAUUUAUUUGGAGCAGGGAUCAUUUGAGGUGGGCACUACCACUGGCAACAUA